Prunus mume (Japanese apricot) is the source of this 748-nucleotide messenger RNA. RefSeq names its product WRKY DNA-binding protein 50 (gene WRKY50). Gene Ontology annotation, molecular function: sequence-specific DNA binding; DNA-binding transcription factor activity. The record is from RefSeq and is a predicted model, not a curated record. Gene Ontology annotation, biological process: regulation of DNA-templated transcription. Lineage: Eukaryota; Viridiplantae; Streptophyta; Magnoliopsida; Rosales; Rosaceae.
UCUAUGUGGCACUUCUACUUAGCAUCAGCGUUGAAGCUUCCCAUCAUUGCUUAGGAAGGUCACGAUGAAGCCUCCUUCUGAGCCAUGGAGACGAUGAUAUAUGUAUGAUAUCAACAUGCAGUUUGGUCACAAAGUUAUGUGUUAAAAGGCAUUCACCACAUUUUUAGUAGCUAAAUUGAUGUCUAACAGCAACAACUUUAGAGCACAAGAGUCACCUGAGAAUGACUUUUCCGACCAGUCCAAUUUCGAGUUUUCCGAGUACUUGAUGAUUGGUGAGUGGCUAGAUGAAGAUCAUCGGACUUCCAUGGCUUUGGAGACCGUCCAGAAUUCGGGGUAUCAAGCAAAUGAAGUUGAUGAGUCUCGUGGAAGUAGCAGCCAACUUGGAGGGUCUAAUAGCAGAGAGAAUGAAAGCGGCACCGUACGGGAGAGGCAGGAAGUUAGAGAAAGAGUUGCAUUCAAAACAAAAUCAGAGGUUGAAAUAUUGGAUGAUGGUUUCAAGUGGAGGAAGUAUGGUAAAAAGAUGGUGAAGAACAGCCCAAAUCCAAGGAAUUACUACAAGUGUUCAGUUGAAGGCUGCCCUGUGAAAAAGAGAGUAGAAAGAGAUAGAGAUGAUCCAAGGUUUGUAAUUACAACGUAUGAGGGCAUUCAUAACCAUCAGAGCCUCUAAUUUCGUGUCAUGAAGCAUUUUUGGCUUCCCUUGUAACAUGAUUUUCAAUAAUACUUGAGACACCAAAAGUUUUUUUCCAAA